Trematosphaeria pertusa is the source of this 2137-nucleotide messenger RNA. RefSeq lists its product as uncharacterized. Bases 194 to 1714 code for a protein of 506 amino acids. NCBI's taxonomy places the organism in Eukaryota, Fungi, Ascomycota, Dothideomycetes, Pleosporales, Trematosphaeriaceae. The transcript is spliced from 2 exons. The record is from RefSeq and is a predicted model, not a curated record.
UCCACCCCGCAGUCUUCUCCGGACCUCGAAUUGAUUGCACCUAGGCUAUCUCUAGAUGCGCUUCUAACAUGCGCCUUGCCGUACCGAAACAUGUCCCUCCGCACCUUCACGCAUCCGGCCUGCACUGAACACCGCACCGAUAAGGGAAAGGAUUAAGAAUUGAGGAAGAACGGCGGGUUCGCCGUGCCCGACCAUGAGGUUUGACGUCGAGUCAUGGAUCUGGUACACGUUCGCCGUCGGAAUCAUCGUCGCAAGGCUGAUUUCACGCUCGUUGCUCUUCGGUUCUCCCAAGGGACUUCAAUAUGACGACUACAUUAUGGGGAUUUUUGUUACGACCUGCUAUACUGUCUUGAUCGUAAUGUGCAAUAUCGAAGCCAAGUCCCAAUCGAACCUCCUCCCGCCCGGUUUCGACGUCAACAGCCUCACCACCCAGGAGAUUCAAGACCGUGAAUACGGAAGUAAAAUCGUCGUCGUGGUCGAACAGAUGCAAAUUGCCGUCAUAUGGGCCUGCAAAGCCACUCUCCUCAUCCUCUAUGACCGCCUCACGCACAUGGUUCAAAGCAAAGAGAACGCCCUCAUCAAGCUGCUCGCCGUUUACGUUGCCCUCGGCUUCGUCGCAAUGGAGAUCUUGUACUUCGCUGCGUGGUGCCGCCCCUUCAGCCAGUACUGGGCCGUGCCUACCAAGUCCUCGCAAUGCAACGCGCUCAUCAACCACCGCAUCACAAACGCCGUCUUCAACAUCUCCUCCGACAUCAUCAUGCUCUGCAUCGCGCUACCAAUGUUCAUUCGCUCUCUGCUCCCGCUGAAACGCAAACUCAUCCUCUGCUGUAUCUUCUCCCUGGGCAUCUUCGUCAUCCUCGCCGCCGUGCUCAACAAAUACUACAGUUUCACAAGGGCCUACGAACCGACAUGGAUCUUCUGGUAUUGCCGCGAGUCUUCCACUGCUAUCCUGGUCGCCAACCUCCCCUUUACUUGGACCCUCCUCCGCAAACUCUUCAACCUGGGUGCUUUCGACGCGAACCACCCUCCGCCACCUACAUACCACUCCUCCCGCACAGCCGGCGGCCGCAGAACUGCCCGUGCACACACGCACCAUACAAGUGGCGGUGGCGGGGGCAGCGCAGAAAAACAUCUUCCCCACAGCGGCAGCAACCACAGCGCAAGCAAAGAAUCCCGCUCAAUGAGCCUCAUUGGCUCCAUAUGCGCCGCGAAAGAAGGCGGCAAAGGCGACCUCAGCGACAACAGCCAGCACUCUGAAAACGGGCUCCUACCUCAGGCCGUUCAACGCCACGACUUCGCCGCCAACGUCGUCGACAUCGACAUGCAAGAUAUCGACCUCGAACGCGGCAUAUCUCCCACCUCCCAUCCACACCCUGACCACGAGCACGAACAUCAUCACCUCGCCCCUCGACCCAUAUCACCCGUCCCCUCACACAGAAACACACACAAGCGCCUCAGCGCCGACGGCACGGGCGGUUUCUACACCCCCAACCAGAGCCACCCGACUUCCCCUCGACGCGCCCAUCUCGCACCCCGCUCCCGCGAAUCUAGCAUAGCGAGUGCGAACAGGCGGCCCAUGAGUCCCUCGCCAUCCGUGGGAAGCCAUGGCGCGCCGAGCGUGACGGCGCCUCAUGCACAAGCGCAUCACGCCGCGGGAGCCGGAGGCGGCAGAAGUGCAAGAGAUAGGAAGAUGAGGGCAAGGAUGAGCAAGUAAUUUCCCCCACUCCCCUAUUGCGAGCAGCGGAGCGAGUAUCUCUUUUGUUCUUUCGAGUGACUAGCGGCGACGGCGUUACGGGUUAUGAUGAUCACGACUAAGAUACCUUGGGUGGGGCUGCAUUUGGCGUUUGUCUGCAAUGGACAAUUGGGUCAGAGGGUGGGAUAUCGAUUGUUGGUAAUGAGGUACACUUUGUAUAUAGCUAGUCUAACUUAGACGGCAAGAGGACAGCGUAGGUCUGCCGCCUCUACAAAUUCUAAACGCGUCGAUUCAAAUCAUGUCCGUCCCUUUUUCCACGCCAACUGGACAUUUGCGCCUCCCUAACGCCGCCCAAUGACGCGUUGAGCGUUAUGCAGACAUGCAAGGUGCGUACUCUCAUCCUGCUCCUCAGCAGUCAAUGCAAGAAAAAACAAACAGCACAGU